AUGAGUCGGCCGUCAGUGAAGAUAUGUAGGGACUGUCUCCCCGGCGCACUGCGCACGUCCACGGGAGUCCAAAAUGCUGCGCGACUGCGGGGUGUUGCGCGCGAGCGCACCUAUGCCACCCAGCGAGGACUCCCCCGGACCGUCGCAAACCGCUCGAAAUCUGGCAUUCCUACUGCGCGAGCCCUGGGCUCUCAGCUGCCGUUGCGCGCGAGGGGGCGUGGUAUGGCCACCGCGGGCCAUGGCGUCACCGCCGCGGAGGGCGAGAAAGAGGGCUACGUCGUACCGACGGAGGGUCCGAUGAAGGAGUAUGAUACCCGCGUAGAAGAGGGUCGGCUACGGGAUGAUCCCGCAGGAAUCAUCCAGAACCUCCAAGACCUCUUCGAAGCCCUGAAAUCCUACGACGCGCCCAAGGUCAUUCACCCUUCUAUCGAGUCUCUUGAUCCGCAACCGAAGAAGUCUUUCUUCGGCUCGCUCUUCGGUGGAGGGAAAGAUAAGGCUGCGAAAUCGACUAUUCCGGAGACCUUGCCUGAGGGUCUGUACAUGUAUGGCGAUGUGGGUUGUGGAAAGACUAUGCUUAUGGAUCUGUUCUUUGAUACUAUGCCGCCGAAUAUCAAGAACAAGACCCGUAUCCAUUUCCACAAUUUCAUGCAGGAUGUACAUAAGCGCAUGCACGUUGUGAAGAUGAAGUAUGGCAAUGACUUUGAUGCGUUGCCCAUGGUUGCGGCGGAUAUUGCGGAGAUGGCGAAUGUACUCUGUUUCGAUGAGUUCCAGUGUACGGAUGUUGCUGAUGCUAUGAUUUUGCGACGACUCAUUGAAGUCCUCAUGUCCCACGGCGUUGUCAUCGUCACAACCUCCAACCGUCACCCAGACGACCUGUACAAGAACGGCAUCCAGCGCGAAUCAUUCAUCCCCUGCAUCAACCUCCUCAAAUCUGAACUGAACGUCAUCAACCUCAACUCCCCGACCGAUUACCGAAAGAUCCCCCGUCCCCCAGCAGCCGUCUACCACCACCCUCUGGAUACAGACGCCGAACAACACGCGAAGAAAUGGUUUGAUUUCCUCGGUGAUCCUAUUAACGACCCUUCCCACCCAGCCACGCAGGAAGUCUGGGGUCGCACUAUUCGGGUGCCUCGGGCCAGCGGCAAGGCUGCACGGUUUACCUUCAACGAGCUGAUCGGCACAGCUACCGGUGCAGCGGAUUAUCUUGAGCUGGUGCGGCACUAUGAUGCUUUCAUCGUGACGGAUGUACCAGGCAUGAACCUGAACCAGCGUGACCUCGCCCGUCGGUUCAUUACUUUCAUUGACGCGGUUUAUGAGAGCAGGGCAAAACUCGUCCUCACAACUGAAGUCCCCCUAACAAACCUCUUCCUCUCGGAAAAAGACGUCAAAGAUAGCCUCAAGGGCGAUGACUCCGAUCUCUCGGACGCAAUGCGCAACUUGAUGGACGAUCUGGGCAUGUCAGUGCAGGCGCUGAAGAAUACGUCUAUUUUCAGCGGUGAUGAGGAGCGCUUUGCGUUUGCGCGUGCUUUGUCGCGGCUUUCGGAGAUGGGGAGUCGGGAGUGGGUUGAGCGGGGUCUUGGGGUUGGGAAGACACCUGAGGAGAGUAAGGAGGAGAGGGAGGCUUGGUUGAAGACUAGGAGUCAUUGGAGUGAGGAUAACAUGUGA
This is a messenger RNA of Penicillium atrosanguineum, 1665 nucleotides long. RefSeq names its product AFG1/ZapE family ATPase. NCBI's taxonomy places the organism in Eukaryota, Fungi, Ascomycota, Eurotiomycetes, Eurotiales, Aspergillaceae. Bases 1 to 1665 code for a protein of 554 amino acids. The transcript is spliced from 4 exons. Gene Ontology annotation, cellular component: mitochondrion; cytoplasm. The record is from RefSeq and is a predicted model, not a curated record. Gene Ontology annotation, molecular function: ATP hydrolysis activity; ATP binding. Gene Ontology annotation, biological process: protein quality control for misfolded or incompletely synthesized proteins.